GAGAGGCAAAAGUGCAAAACAACACACAGUGAUACUCGAGUGAGUGAGUGAGCGAGAGAGAGAGAGAGAGAGUGUGUGCAGCAGCAUCGAAUGAACCGAAUCGGGCAGACGAAGUAGAGGAUUAACACUGUGCCCGAAGGAAGUUGUGACAGCUCGGUUUUAGUAUUUUUCAUCCAAGCAGGCCGUUCGUUCUGUUGCGAACCGAGUGAUCGCAGGAUAUCAACACACACCGGAAGUGCAAACGCUACAAACACACACACUGCUGCAAACGAGGACAACGGAGCAACGGUGACGACAGUGUCCAACAGCGCUCUCAUUGCAGAUAAGCUUCCGGAUUCGUGGGCCGUGCGCGGAUUCACGGACACACAGCAAGUGCAUAAAUCAAUCAAUCAAACCCCGCGGCGUUCGAGCCGCACCGACGAAAGCGGCAAACAGUGCAGAGGACGCAGAGCCUUGAGCGAGCCCGUUUUCGAACGAUCCUAUACGCAGUGCCUUUCCAUAUUCGCUCGGGGAAGCAUUAUUCGGGCAAAAGCUAAUGUGCGCCCCAAAUGCAGUGCCCGGCCAAAGCAUCCGCGCCCUGGAUGUUUGAAGUUAUCGUAGUGCCAACGCGUUAAUGUCUGUGAACAAGAGUGCCGUUAAAGCGUACAAUUCUUUAUACGACGGAAAGUGCCGUGUAUGCUGUGGAGAUCAGGAACCGCUUUCCAGGCUCCAAGAGCUGCUGUGAAGUGGUUACAAAACAAAAACAAGGAACGAAAUCAGUCUUUCAGUCAACGACUGGUGCUGAGAGCAGCAAGCAUAUUGUGAUUUAAGUUAAUUUUGUACAGCAACAAUACCUUCAUAUACAACCGCACAUAUACAUACACAUAUACGCACAGAAACGUACAAUCAGUACUAUUUAAACAUACAACCCUAUUUAAACCAUCGACGUCGACAGUUUGUGCAUUUGUGCUCGUCCCUGUCAGCAUCAUUCAGCACUAACAGUUUCAUCAAUAAGCGCAUCGUACAUCCCUGGUGCACUCAAAACUACCCAAAACCAAACUCGAAACACAAACACACACACACAUUCGCGUGACACUAAGUGUACCAAAACACGUGCCCUUUAUUUCCGCAAGUGAACCACUUUGCGGCUAAAGCAGGAAGACACAAGGCGCAAGGAAUAUUCUUCCCAGUUCAAAAGUGUGCAAAUUUCAGAGUGCAUUCGAAAAAAAAAGAAAAUCUGUGAUUAAAAUAAUUCUGUUUAUUUUGUGUGUUUGUUUGCUUUAUUUUAGUGACGGUCCCGAGUGUGUGUCUUUCGAUUUAUGUUUUCUUGUUUUCUAUACGAUCCGUUGGGACGUUGGUUUCAACGAAGUUUUUUGUUAAAAGUGCCACGCCAUUACAAAGCGAACGAAACGAACAAACGACUCGACUUUUUUUUUACUAAGUUAAGUGCACAUUAGUAUACGCGUCGGAACAAGCAAGUGUUUGCAGUACAAGUACAAGACAGCGGGUCCGAUCUUUCGAAGAUCCGGCCAUACGCGCGAUACAACUUAAGCCGGGAGAAUCAAAUUCGCCCGCCAUUUUUAGUCAACCUGUCACCGCGUUCAGUUGCUAAGCAACGAAGCAGUGCAUCCCCAGCGCAUCAUCACCAAAACGACACGAUCGAGCGCGAUCGAAAAGGGAACAAACGCAACCCACACAUCAAAACAUGUUCAACACAAACCUCAGCCUCACCGUGCCAUCGCUCCUUAUCAUGGACGGUGGCACGCCCAGGACGCCGGAGAUCCUCAACUCCCUGAUGGCCAUGACAAACCCGCUCGAGUACUCGUUUCCAGUGAACAACUCACAGACCUCACUGAACGACAGUCAUUCCAACAGCUCUGACUCUCCGCUGGACUCGCCCGCCAGCCAGCAACAUCAAUCGCACCAGCAGCAGCUCCACCUUCACACCGGGAAGACGCCGAGCGUACAACAGACAUGCUCGCAACUGAUCAAGGAAGGCGUGAAGCUGCUAAUUCAGAGCAAGCGCAAGCACAGCGGCGGAGAUUCGAGCGACGGGAAUGAAUCCAGCACACCGAAGGCGAAGGUAGCGCGACGGCGUGAUGCCUCCAUGACCGACCACCGGGAGACGAGUGAAGAUGACAUCGACUUCAAGUCGAGUCCUCGCUCGACUGUUGCGCUAACACCGGAAGACGAGGACCGGCGACGGCGACGCCGCGAAAGGAACAAAAUCGCCGCCACCAAGUGUCGCAUGAAGAAGCGCGAACGUACGGUGAACCUGAUCAACGAAUCGGAGACGCUCGACGCCCAAAACAGGGAGCUAAAGUCGCAGGUCAGCAAGCUGGAGACGGAGUAUCGGAAGUUGGUGGAGAUCCUGCAGGCGCACGGUCCAACCUGCGUUCAUCAGAAUGGCUAUCAACCGCUUCCCUCCCUGUCGACCAUUAUUGGAGCCGGUGUGGCUAGUACCAGCACCAGCACCAGUACCAGCAGCAGUAGCAACAGCAGCAGCAACAACAGCAACAAGUAUCUGAACGAUUUGACCUAUCUCGAUCAGGACCAAGCGAGCGGCCAGGGAGAGAUCAAGUACUCGGAGUGCUUGAAGUCUGGAGUUGCCUCCAGUACCGGAUCACCAAUGGAUGGCUUCCACAACCAAGACUCUCUGCUUCCGCCCGGAUACUGUAAGCUUUCUCCAACGGAACCCAACAGCUUCCUGCUUGAAUCACCAUCCGAGUUACCCGGCACGGGAGAUCAAACGGCCAAAUCGGAAUACAUUCCCGGUCCGGCAGUGUCUGUCGCAUCCUCCACCACUGCUCCCCAGCCUGCUCCCAAGAAUGGACGUUCGAAACCUGGACCCAAGCCGCGACAGUCUAGAGCCCAGAACAAAACCACUCCCUCAGCGACAGCCACAUCUACUACCGUAACGAAUCUUCCCUCUCUGAAGAGCAACGCCAGUAUCAUCAACACUACUACGACCACCACUACGACCCCGUUCGGUACGAAAGGAAACCCACUCAUUGCAGCCACCCUCAUGACCACGACGCCCUCCUCUUCGCCCUCAUCCGUACCUUCACCCCUGACUGGAUCCCACUCGUUGUCCACGGUGAAUCCAAUCAUCAAUUCCAUCGGAGGCCUCGGCACGACGGACGACGAUGACUUCAUACUGAAAAACGAACUCAUCGACACGCACAGCCCCUACACGACGGUGCAGAGUGCGGAUCGGUUCCUGUUCGAUGCCACGCUCGAUCUGUACAACAACAACGCGCACAGCCCGCUGACCGCAGGGCUCAACUGUGCCACCUCACACCAGCAACAUCAGCAUGCACAACAAUCGCAACACCACCACCAUAUGCAGCAACAGCAGCAGCAGCAACAUAGUGCCACACUCAACAACAACAACCCCAGCGUGGUAAACGAAAAUGACAAACUCAAUCACCUGAAUGCGAUUAAAGACAACACCUCCAACACGCUGCUCGAGUUCGGUGCCAGCUUCGAGACGCUUAAACCCGCCACAGUUGACUACACGCAGCAUCAGCAGCAAGCCCAACACUCCAACGGAAUGCAUCAUCAGCAACAGCAGCAACAGUCACAGCAACAGCUAGAUAACCUGCUAGUCGUUGGUGACCCUACCCUUGGGCAUCUUCUUCAUCAUCAACACCAACAAAACCAUCACCAGCACCAUCACCACCAACAACAACAGCAGCAGCAGCAGCACCAACAACAGCAACAUCAUCAACACCAGAUGCAACACCAGCAGCAACAUCACCAACUGCAGCAUCAUCUCCAACAACAUCACCUUCAGCAACAGCAACAGCAGCAACAUCAACAUCACCUCCAUCAGCAGCAGCAACAACUCGUCAGCAACACGUUGGAUCUGCUCGGAUCGGCUGCGAACGAUAUGUUCCUACUGACCGACGAUGAUCCGACAGGUUUCACCGAUCUCGACAGCGGUAUAACGGCGUACAACAGCAUCAACGGGUGUCUGGCGUGACCCACAUCUUUCGAUCUGUAAAAUCCUCCCCAAGCACAAGCGAACCCUCAAACCCUUGGGGAGAUGAUCCUCCAGGGAUCAUGGGGAGACUAUCUGAGCUCUAAUCGUGUCUAAUCGUUAAACGUGAUCAAUUUACCGCAAGUAUCUCUCGAAAUGUCUAUUCUACUACACUGCAGAGGUGCGUCCUUCCCGAAGCCUAAUGUACUUGUUUCGACUGUUUUAAAAGCUGCUGCUGCUCCCGCUGUGUCCCUUUCCUUUACGAGUUCCUUACUUGAUCGUCUUCCAUCACGCCCGCUAGGUUAGCACGCAAACGACUUUUUUCCUACUGAUUCGUCUCUUUGGACUCUACAACUUUACUACUAACCAGUCAGCUAUUUGUACAACAGGUUGUUCUACGUACGAAAUUGAGGUAAGAAAUGUCCCCCACAUUACCAACCAUUGAGUCGUAAUGUCUCCAAAAUACUCUCGCACAUACAUACAACAUUCAUCAAACAUUUGAUCGCUGUGAGUUUUGUGUCUUGUGUAACUUCCAUAAUGCGUCCCAGGAAAUUACUUUCUUUUUUUCUGUUCUGCAAUGAAAUUUGUUGCGUUUUGGUUUGGUGUCUACCAGCUAUAACCCUGACCAUGUCAAGUAAAUGACAGCGUAGAAGAACACAACAAAGCACACACAAUAACGCUGAAUGGAAACAGAGGAAAUGAGAUGGCGAAAAUGUAAAGAUCGGAAAUGCAUUCCUUUUUCGUGUGUAAGGUUCAAUAAUCGUAUCUCAUUUUAUGACUACUAUUGUAUGGUACACUAUUACUGAAUGUUAUUAAUAUUAUUAUUAUUAUUAUUACUAUUAUUAUUCUCUUAUUCCUACUACUGACUAUUAUUCUUAUUGUGGCUAUCUUGUUUACCGUUUUCUUUACCUUUUCGGUUCUGCUCUUUCCAUUUGACACAUGUUUCCGAAACAUUGUGUGCGCUUGUUGUUGUUGUUUUUUGUGUUUCUUUCCACUGCCAUUUUACUUGCUGGUUUUGGCUGCACUGUGUUCCGUUCUUUUCGUCGUAUGUUUGCAUACACCCGAAAGAGCGGGAAAGAGAAUCGGAAUUUUGCAUAUAUAUCUCCCACUUUUGGCGUUGUUGUGUUCAUGUUCUUGUGCUUCUUCACACCCGCAAGCUAAUCUUUGUCAACCAGCAGAAUAUUUCUCUUCCCAAAAGCUACAUCACCCUACCCCCUUGUUUAUAUUUGGUGGUCUUUCCUUCUUUUUUGGCAAAUUUGAAUACUGUCCAAACCGUUUUUUUUUUAGUUUUCAAAGGUAUAAAACUCAGCUUGCAUGUGAAACUGUUGUCAAAAGUCUACCGUGGGCUCGCGCCAUAAGACGCGAGUGCUGGAAAUGGAAGUUAAAAACGUUGCAUGGUAACUGGACGGAGCAUUCAACCUCGCGUGAGAGGUGCGUUCGCACGCGCUCUGUACCUUAUCAUGCAACUGCAUGGAAAAGACGCAAAAAAGUAUUUUCAACCUUAUGUUGACAUUUUCUGCUGGUUUCAGCAUAGCGGUGUAUGUCUGUCAAUGUAAAUUCAUUAAUUAAAUUACCAUUUGCACGGUACGCUGUCUCCCCCUCUGCUGAGUAGGAGCCGGGGACGGCAACGAAUUCGAAACACUUCAAAGCACACAGAGGAAGACAAAAAACUGGCACAAGAUUAAACCAUAUUGGACUGUCCAUUAUUGGGAUUAUCGGCAGAGUAAUGCUGAUUGAUGUACGACGGAAAGCGAUGGUAGAAGAAUCUCACAAACAACAUCAACCAAAAAACAAACGCUCAGCUUCCGUUUAUGACGAUCCACUGCAAACGAGAAGUAUCCCCUAUUGGUCCAAACCUCAACAUUCCAAGCGCGAAACCGAAAACGACACCUUCUACUACUAGCACUGCACUGCAGCGAGUACACGAGGAGCAGAUGGCGGAAGCGUGGUUCAAAGCAAAUCUAAUUAACUUAAUGCAUAAUCAUAACGAUACCGAUAAUUACUAUUCGUUCGCGAGUUCUGACUACUAUCGUAUUUGUGGAAAAAUGAAGAAGAGUUGUACUCUUUCUUCUACUUCGGACUGAUCCUUAAAUGUCACUUACAAGCACCAACGGAAAGUUACCAACUACCUGUACAUCUCUCUAUCUCUCUGGUGGUCUGCAGAAGCCAAACGGAAAGUUACCAACCGAUUGAAGCAAACAAACAACAAUAUGUAGAAACUAUAAUGUUUCAUUGCGUUAAGUUUUUUUUUUUUUAGAUAUAAUCCUGUACUAAAUGGAUUAAAACAAACCUUUUUGAUGGACCCAUAUGGAUAAGGGCAGAGGAGUUUGUUGCUGAAGUGUUGCUGCCCCAUAAGGGCAAAUCACAAAAUCUACGGGUGCCAUACUAUUAUCGUGUAAGUGUACGGAUACACACUACCAGUACACGAGAGCAUACAAUACCAGUCAUUUAGUAUUAGCCGUUUUCUCGUUAAUGACUUGAUGAGGUUUUGUUUUUUUUUUACAUUUCAUCUAUUUACCCUUAAUCUCACCUAGUGAUUAGUUACGGUACAUCAAUCUCGUAUAAUGUAAAACGCUAAAUACUUAGUCUUCCUCGUAGCGUUCUACCUGUUUUGUGUUGCGCCGGGAGUGUUACAUUUGCCAUGCAAUCGGACUACAACGCGCAUUUGUUAACCGGUUAAGAUGUUUGUUUAAAUAAUUAAUAUAUUCUUGCUUUGAACGUACGCGCGCCAUCUGUUCCGCGUACUCGUACUUGCACACUCAAGAAGAUCCCUCCGACAAGACCCUAGGGCCCUUUCUUCCCGGUUAGAUCUCCCAUCCCUUCGUUCUUCUAAAGGCCAUUUAACAGCAACAGCCUCCACAAACAGCAACAACAACAACAACCAAGACCAAUUUAAUAUUAGCUAGAUUUGGAUUACUGUAAACGUACUAUUUAAGCGUAACAAUCGACCGAAAGCUUACUGUGAAAUCUAGGAUAUAGGAUAUGAUAGAGGUACGAUAAUUGCUGUAGUGCUGCAUUUCAAACCCAACUGCAGCGAAACUGCACACCCACAGAAGCCGACUGCAAUGUGCAAUGUGUGUUCGUCGUGCAGUGUGUGCAAUACGACACUACGAGUAUAUAUUAUAUAUAUUUAUCAAACUAACACUGGUCAGGAGCCUUAAGCAGAAGAGGAAAGGAGAGGCCUUCUGUUAAGCUGGGCAAGUGAGCAGCUUCCCAAGGUGGUUUAUAGCAUAGAAGGUAAAGUGUCGGCUAAGGCAAACAUUCAAACUGUAUACCAUUUUAAAAGCAAACUCAUCUCGUUCACCUCCCCUCCAAUCGGAACAAUUAGAGCCUUUCAAACAGCCUUUGAGAGCAGUGUGUGUGUUUGCUGCUGCUUGGUUGGUCUUCUCAGUUGGUUAUAUACUCAGGUGGCUGGGCGUGCUGCUUUUGGCACGAAUAUUUGGAAGCUUCACUUGUUUUGUCCCAAACCAUCCACAUCCCCUCUUUCUCAUCUUCUUGCCGCAGGAGGGGGCAGGAAAGGAGAACGGCUUAAUCGAACCGCCUAUUCCUUCCGAUCCAUGCAGAAGACGAAAACUGGGGAUGCAGGAUGCAAAACAAAAAUGCAAAAUGUGUGAAGCUAACAUCAAAUCCAUUCGAAAAGCUGCCACUAACGCCUCCAAAUCCAUCGCAUGCCUUACUGUAAGAAAGUGAGCGGAAAAAGAAGUUUAGCAGUAAAGUUUAAAAUUCAUCAUCAAAACUGGAUAAAAUGCCUUCCUAUUUGGAUGAAUAGGUUAUAAUGCAUGUUACUAGUUAUUUCGUCAAAAGAGAAACAGACAAACCCGAACGAAGCAGAAUUUCAAAAAAAAAACAACGCCAAGAAGCAAGAAACAUUACUAAACAAAACAUAAAUAUACAAAACAAAAACGAGAGAAAAAUAGACAAAAAAUAUUAACAUUCAAAUGCUAUUUCGCAUACACGUUUUGCGCUAUAGGCCUUAGCUGUUUACACGCCAAACGGGCGUACGUGUCAUUGGGUAGAUGUGUUAUUCUUAUGGUUUAAUGCAAUGCAUUAUACACUCGGGGCAGGACCAACUUCAAAGCGCUUUACCUUUUCUUUUACCGUGUACCAAUCGAUAAGAUGAUACGCUGAAGGCGAAGGAUAAAAACAAA
Messenger RNA from Anopheles merus, 8109 nucleotides. It is a transcript of the gene Atf3, whose product is annotated as activating transcription factor 3. Bases 1685 to 3964 code for a protein of 759 amino acids. The transcript is spliced from 5 exons. The record is from RefSeq and is a predicted model, not a curated record. Gene Ontology annotation, cellular component: nucleus. Gene Ontology annotation, molecular function: RNA polymerase II cis-regulatory region sequence-specific DNA binding; DNA-binding transcription factor activity, RNA polymerase II-specific. Gene Ontology annotation, biological process: regulation of transcription by RNA polymerase II. NCBI's taxonomy places the organism in Eukaryota, Metazoa, Arthropoda, Insecta, Diptera, Culicidae.